Messenger RNA from Kluyveromyces marxianus DMKU3-1042, 2154 nucleotides. It is a transcript of the gene PBY1, whose product is annotated as putative tubulin tyrosine ligase. Bases 1 to 2154 code for a protein of 717 amino acids. The transcript has a single exon. The record is from RefSeq and is a predicted model, not a curated record. Lineage: Eukaryota; Fungi; Ascomycota; Saccharomycetes; Saccharomycetales; Saccharomycetaceae. Gene Ontology annotation, molecular function: ATP binding; metal ion binding; hydrolase activity. Gene Ontology annotation, cellular component: P-body. Gene Ontology annotation, biological process: protein modification process.
AUGAAAGUUCUAAUCACCAACGAUGAUGGGCCCUUGAGCGAUCAAUAUUCGCCAUAUAUCAGAAUAUUCGUGCAGUACCUUCUCAAACAUACUGACUGGGACAUCUACAUCUGCAUUCCAAACCAACAGCGGUCAUGGAUCGGCAAGGCACAUUUUGCAAACCACAAUCCAACAGCAUCUUUUAUCUAUUCAAGCCCAGAUGCAAAGACUAACGAGUUCGUUGGACCCUUUUCCGUUCCCCAAUUUAAAAGAUUGACCAAGCUAUCCCAUGCUGUUCCAGACCAGAAAAAGACAGUCGUUCCCGAAAACUACAUUGAAUGGUGUUUAGUCGAUGGAACUCCAGCUACUUGUAGCGAUAUUGGAUUGAACCAUUUGAUUCACGAGCCAUUUGACGUCAUUAUCUCGGGUCCAAAUGUCGGCAGAAAUGCGUCUGCCCCAUAUAUCGGCUCCAGUGGUACAGUUGGUGCAGCAAUGGACGCAUAUACGACAAAUCCUUCCGUUAAAUCGUUCGCUCUAUCAUGGGCUUAUUUUGAUGGCGUUAAGAUUGUAGACGAUGCCAUUUUCGAACAAGUGUGCGGUAAGAGUUUCGAAGCCAUCGACUAUCUAAUUAGAAAUUGGGACUCUGAUGUUCGGAUAUAUUCAUUGAAUGUCCCGCUUCGCGACUUGUCCAAUGCCAAGUUCAAAUACUGCCCUAUUUUGGAGUCAACAUGGUGCUCCAUCUACUCCGAUCCAAUUCUAACACCUAACGUAUCCCCAUCUAACGAGGAUAUCUUGGACGGUCACCAAUCCCAUACGAUCUCGUUUAAUUGGCAGCCAAACUUCAAGCUACAAAGAGAAAAUAUGAUCAACGAAAAGUCCCUAACAGAUGGUUCGUGUAUCGAACAAGGUGAUAUCAGUGUUACUCCAUUGUCACACACAUUUAAGGUUAUCGAAAAAUUGUUCGGCGAGUUCCAAUUAAAUGACCCAGCUAGAAUCGUCUUGACAAUCCCGGAUACUGACUAUAUAUACCAGCCAUUGAUGCACUCAUUCAGAAAACACUUACCUAACAUUCCAGUAUCGCGCAGUUUACCUGUAACAAUGGAUAAAUUGACCUUCCACUACGGUGAAUACGAACAAUUGAACAUGGAUCAAUUGAUGUCCAACGACUUUUACCACGCAAACGCAUACAUUUACAGAAAAGCAAUCAUAAGAAAACAUUACUUGUCUCACACUAUUCACUCUUACGUGGUGAAAAACGAAGACUCGAUCCUAAAUAAGGCAUUCCUUGAAUCCUUCAAUAUCGACGUGGACUAUGCCGAAUUCUUGGACGAUGCCUUAGACGAAAAUUGGGAACUUAGACAGGAACUUGAAUCUAAACAAAAGUGGUGGAUUUUGAAACCAAGUAUGAGCGACAAGGGCCAAGGAAUCCGUAUCUUCAAAACAAUCGAGCAAUUGCAAGAUAUAUUUGACUCCUUCGAAGAAGACGAAACUGACGAUGAAGAUGUUGGUCAAGACUCAAAUAAAGUUGUUACUUCUCAAUUGCGUCACUUUAUCGUUCAAGAAUAUUUGCAUAAUCCUUUGCUACUAAGCGAUAUGCAUAGUAGGAAAUUCCAUAUUAGAUGUUAUGUUACCUGCUACGGAGAUUUGCAGGUCUAUGUUUAUGAUAGGAUGUUGGCCCUUUUUGCCCCAAGCAAGUUCGUACCACCAUCCGAUGAUUAUAAUGUGCUUGACAACUCACAGCUCUCGUGCCAUUUGACAAACACUUGUUUACAAAAUGACGAUGAAAGCAAAUCGAACUCUGUUGUAGAGUUUACUAAUUUGGAUGAUAUACCUCCUCACAGAAAAGAAGAGAUCAAGGAACAAAUUCACGAAAUAGUAGCAGAAUUAUUCAAAGCGGCUGUUAAUGUUGACCGCAUGAACUUCCGUCCGUUGAAAAACUGUUUAGAAACUUACGGAUUCGAUUUCCUUGUGGAUUCGAACUAUCAAGUGAAAUUAUUAGAAGUAAAUGCUUUCCCAGAUUUCAAACAAACGGGUGCUGAAUUGAAAGGAUUGAUUGAUGAAUUAUUCGAUGAUAUCGUCUCAAUAUGUGUCAGACCGAUGUUCAAGUUACCGCCACUUAACCAUAAGAAUUCAAAAUUCACAGAAGUUCUAAAACUGCAGUCAAACGACUGGUAA